GCUGCUGGAGGCCAGAAGGCGGGAGCCGGCCGGGGUAUCUCCGCCCCCCGCCCUCUAGUUGCCCAGCCCGACCCUCCGCAGCAAACGCGUCCCCGCGGCAGCGCCCGGGCCUGGGACCUGCGAGUGCAGCCAGGGCGCGCGGUCCUCCCCGACCUGCGACAGGGACGGCGGCCAAACGGAGAGUGACUCUGUGGUCACAGAUGAUUCUGGGGAUAAUUUUGCUGCCUGCACCUGGCCCUCCGGUGAGGCCCCUGCCUUCCUUGGAGGCUAAGAACCGGGCGCCGUGACUGGCGCAGCCCUGCUGAUGAAGACGGCAGGCCAGGAAAGCUACAGCCAUGGCACUGGGGCUCUUCCGGGUGUGUCUGGUGGUGGUCACCGCCAUCAUCAACCACCCGCUGCUGUUCCCGCGGGAGAACGCCACAGUCCCCGAGAACGAGGAGGAGAUCAUCCGCAAGAUGCAGGUGCACGAGGAGAAGCUGCAGCUGGAGCAGCUGCGCCUGGAGGAGGAGGUGGCGCAGUUGGCAGCUGAGAAGGACGCCCUGGAGCAGAUGGCGGAGGAGGGCCAGCAGCAGAAUGAGAGCCGCACAGCCUGGGACCUGUGGAGCACCCUCUGCAUGAUCCUGUUCCUGGUGAUCGAGGUGUGGCGGCAGGACCACCAGGAUGGGCCCUCACCCGAGUGCCUCGGCGGGGGCGAGGACGAGCUGCCUGGCCUGGAGGGCGCCCCCCUCCGAGGCAUCACCCUGCCCAACAAGGCCACGCUGGACCACUUUUACGAACGCUGCAUCCGGGGGGCCACAGCUGAUGCAGCCCGAACCCGGGAGUUCGUGGAGGGCUUCGUGGAUGACCUGCUGGAAGCCCUGAGGAGCCUAUGCAACCGGGACAGGGACAUGGAGGUAGAGGACUUCAUUGGUGUGGACAGCAUGUAUGAGAACUGGCAGGUGGACAGGCCGCUGCUGUGCCACCUCUUUGUGCCCUUCAUACCCCCUGAGCCCUACCACUUCCACCCUGAGCUCUGGUGCUCCAGCCACUCAGUGCCCUUAAAUCGCCAAGGCUACGGCCAGAUCAAGGUGGUCCGGGCUGACGAGGGUACGUUGGGCUGUAUCUGUGGCAAGACCAAGCUUGGGGAAGACCUGCUGUGUCUCCUCCAUGGCAAGAACAACGUGGUGCAGCCCAGCAUCGAGGUGGAAGACCCACUGUGUGCCAGAGGGUCCCCAUACCUGGACACAAUGCAGGUCAUGAAGUGGUUCCAGGUGGCCCUCACCAGAGCCUGGCACCGCAUCGCCCACAAGUAUGAGUUCGACCUAGCCUUUGGCCAGCUGGACACCCCGGGAUCCCUCAAGAUCAAGUUCCGCUCAGGGAAGUUCAUGCCCUUCAACCUGAUGCCUGUGAUCCAGUGUGAUGACUCAGACCUGUACUUUGUCUGCCACCUUCCCAGGGAGCCCUCUGGGGGGACCCUGGCAUCCAGCACUGACUGGCCCCUGUCCUUUGCUGUCUAUGAGCGACACUUCCUCAGGAUGAUGUCGAAGGCACUGCCCGAGGGUGCCUGCCACCUCAGCUGCUUGCAGAUCGCCUCCUUCCUGCUCUCCAAGCAGAACCGCCUGACCGGCCCCAGCGGGCUGGGCAACUACCACCUGAAGACGGCCCUGCUGCACCUCCUGCUUUCCCGGCGGGCCCCCGACUGGAAGGCCGGGCAGCUGGACGCCCGGCUGCACGAGCUGCUCCGCUUCCUGGAGAAGAGCCUGCUCGAGAAGAAGCUCCAUCACUUCUUCGUCGGCAACCGCAAGGUGCCUGAGACCAUGGGACUCCCUGAGGCUGUGCGGAGGGCCGAGCCUCUCAACCUCUUCCGGCCCUUCGUCCUGCAGCAGCGAAGCCUCUAUCGGAAGACAGUGGACUCCUUCUAUGAGAUGCUCAAGAACGCCCCAGCGCUCAUUAGCGAGUACUCCCUACAUAUGCCCUCGGACCAUGCCAGCCUGCCCCAGAAAGCUGUUGUCUUGUAGAGCGGCCAUGAUGCAGGGCAUCCCACAUGCCCACACCCCCGGGGGCAUCUGCAGGCCCUGUCCUGAGAGAACUGCAGGCUUUGUUGGGAGCCAUGGCUCAGCCUGCCAGAAGCCAGGCCCUACACUGUAGAGGAAGCGGAAUUCCAAGCUGGAAACUGGCUUGCUUUCACGCCACUGGGGCCUACCGGCGAAGCUCUCGUCUGGGUUUGGGGACUGAGCCUUUCAGCUUACUUUUGGAUCAGCAUGCGUGGCCAAGAUGAUGACGGAACACUCUAUGGACACUGAGUUAGAGAUAAUGCAACAUCACUUUGGGUGUCAUUGUUUUACAUCCCAGGUCCAGUGUCGACUGGAAUAUCAGCGGAGGAUCGAAGGAAUGCUGACAGGGAUCCCUGUGAAGACCAUGCACCACUAUUGCCAGGAACCCUUGGCCCCAGGCAUCUGCAACCAAAGCACUAAUCGGGACAGAUGUGGGAAUUCACAGCCUUCCAUCCACAGCCUGCACAAGCGGGGUCCCACGGUGGCUGCUAUUUUUUUAUAUUAUUUGGCGAAAAGACCUAUUAGAGAUUCAUGGCCCAACGUGGCCUAUAUCUCUGUUGCACGAAAGUGGGUACUUGGUGUCAGAGAGAAGUUUAAGGUGGCUACUUUCAGCUACACCUCUCAUUCAGGGUGCACCCCCUUCCUCUUGCCCUUCCCCAGUGUGCGGUAUCCCAAGCUCCAUGGGCCCCGCACAUCAUGCUACAUACCAAUUCAGUGGCCCCUCACCCCUCUUUUUUCUCUCCACAGCUGGUGGGGGAGGGCAGGUGCCGAGGGUAGAAGCUGAUAGGGAAAGAGAGACACAGGGUGACGGGGGUGAAGGGCAGCCUGGCACCCAGGUGCUGGGGUCUGGCAUGCAGUCUGGCCGCUGAUGCCCGGUCCAGAGGAAGCGGCAAAGCCGAGAGGUGAGGAAUGCCACAGCCCUGAGUCCUCCUCAGGGUCAGUCCUAGAGCAGAGCACACCUGGGAGCAGGAGCCACUGUGGAAACGCUGCUCCCGCCUGCAGGCCCAAGGCCCCUGGGCUGUGCAUUCCAGCGGGUUCUCUCACCACACAGAACCCCUUUCUGGGUGGGCCUUCCUGGCCACACAGAUGACUGCCACCCUGCGAGUCCGACAGAGGCGUGGCUGGCGGGGAACACAGAGCCAGCACUGCAGGCACAGCCACCGGGCCCCAGAGAAGCCUCCUGGGCACUGCGGGGGCUGUGGUCACCUGGCAGGCACCAGAGCCUGUGGUUGGAGCUGGCCCGUCUCCAGGCCGGUUCAGGAGGGUGGGGGAGCCGCCCCUCCUCCGCUUGUGGCUUCACUGGUCCUUUGGGGUUUUCUCUCUCGGCAUUGCCUCAUUAACCCUUGCAGAGGGCGCAGGCGGAGGCACUGGGCUCUCCCUCCAGGGGGAAGGCUGGCCAUGCCUCCCAGGGCUCACCACGCCCUGAAGAAAGAGUGUUGUCCCAGCCUGGGGGCGCUCUCACCGGGCCUCAGAAUGCUCCAUAUGGCCACUGCCUGUCAGAGUUCACUCAGGGUGGGAGGCUCGGCACCGGGGAGUCCUGAAGCCUGCAGGAAGCCCUCCACGUGGGCUGCAGUUAGAGCAGCAGUGCGUGGGCCUGCCCUCCCCAGGCCCACAGUGGCCGGUGUUCGAGGGACCAGUCCUGCCCACGUGGUCUCCACCAAUGGCCCCAACCCGCUCUUCCUGCUGGGUUUCAUUUCCAGACUCGGGGGUGAAUUUCCUUAUUUAUUAUCCCUUGUGCCUUUCUUUCCCCCUCUUCAUCUUUAUCUUGUUGUGCUUGGAGACGCCAGCAACCAGGAGCCAGCCUCCAGAGGCCACGGCCAAACCCGACACUCUUACUUCGGGACAGAAAGCACUGAAAGAAACACCGUGUGUUUGCGGAGAGGACGGACUCAGUGGGGACAGGGGUCUUCACGCACCGAAGCUGCCUCGAGACAGAACACGCGGCUCUGGUGUCCCGUGCUCUUAUUUAUAGUAAAAGAAGAA
Molossus molossus (Pallas's mastiff bat) is the source of this 4016-nucleotide messenger RNA. RefSeq names its product inositol 1,4,5-trisphosphate receptor interacting protein (gene ITPRIP). NCBI's taxonomy places the organism in Eukaryota, Metazoa, Chordata, Mammalia, Chiroptera, Molossidae. Gene Ontology annotation, cellular component: membrane. Gene Ontology annotation, molecular function: protein kinase inhibitor activity. Bases 336 to 1997 code for a protein of 553 amino acids. The record is from RefSeq and is a predicted model, not a curated record. The transcript has 3 exons.